Molecule: messenger RNA, 2132 nt
Organism: Elaeis guineensis (African oil palm)
Lineage: Eukaryota; Viridiplantae; Streptophyta; Magnoliopsida; Arecales; Arecaceae
Product: putative pentatricopeptide repeat-containing protein At5g52630
Biological process (GO): RNA modification
Molecular function (GO): RNA binding; zinc ion binding; protein binding
Source: RefSeq, a predicted model, not a curated record
AAAAAUCGAAGGCCUAGAGGAUUCCCAAAAUGCCCCUCCCCCUCUCCGGAAGACCCACGCCGAUCCCACCACCGACCACCCCGAGCGCUCUGUGCGACCUCCUCCUCUCCCUUUCCGCCGCCCGCGCCCUCGCGCAGGGCCAGCAGCUUCACGCCUACCUCCUCAAGUCCGGCGCGGUCCCCUCCGCCGCCGCCCCCCUCUCCAACCACCUCAUCACCUUCUACGCUCGCUGCGGCCUCCCCCUCCUCUCCCGCCGCGCCUUCCUCGACCUCACCGCCUCCCCCCGUCCUUCCGCCCCUGCCUGGUCCGCCCUCAUCUCUGCUCUCGCCCAGAAUGAUCUCCCCACCGACGCCCUCACCGCCUUCCGCUCCAUGCUCCUCGCCGGCGUCCCCCCCUCCGACCGUACCCUCCCUUCCGCCGCCAAAGCCUGCGCCGCCGUCGCACUCCCCUCCCUCGCCCGCUCCCUCCACGCCGUCGCCCUCAAAACCCCCUUCCAUACCGACGUCUUCGUCAACUCCGCCGUCGUUGACAUGUACUCCAAGUGCGCGCUCCUCCCCGACGCCCGCCAGCUCUUCGACGAGAUGCCCCAACGCAACGUCGUCUCCUGGAGCGCCCUCAUCUUUGGCCACGCCCAGGCUGGCCUCGACGCCGACGCCUUAAACCUCUUCAAGGCCACCCUUGCUGAACCCGGCAUCGACCCCAACGACUUCACCUACUCUUGCGUCGUCCGCGUCUGCAGCACCGCCACCCUUCUUGACCUCGGCUGCCAGAUCCACGCCAGCUGCGUCAAGUCCAGCUUCGACGCCUCCCCCUUCGUCGGCAGCUCCCUCGUAUCUCUGUAUUCCAAAUGCGGCCUCGUCGACAAUGCAUAUCAGGUGUUCGACGAAAUGCGCGAGAGAAACCUCGGCGCCUGGAAUGCCAUCCUCAUCGCUUCCGCCCAGCACGGCCACACCCGCGCCGCCUUCGACCGCUUCAAACAGAUGGAAGCCGCCGGCUUCCAGCCCAACUUCAUCACCUUCCUCUGCCUCCUCACCGCGUGCAGCCACGCCGGGCUGGUCGACGACGGCGAGCGGUACUUCGCACUGAUGUCGGAGCGCGGUGUCCAGCCCGGGCCGCAGCACUACGCUGCCAUGGUGGACAUGCUCGGCCGGGCGGGACGAAUCCCAGAGGCGGUAUCGUUCAUCGAGUCCAUGCCGCUGGAUCCGACGGAGUCGGUGUGGGGCGCACUGAUCACAGGGUGCCGCAUCCACGGGGACACGGAGACGGCAGCCUACGCGGCCGGAAAGCUCUUCGAGACGGGCUCCUUGAGCUCGGGCGCUCACAUGCUGCUCUCCAACGCGUACGCGGCGGCGGGGCGGUACGCGGAGGCGGCGCAAGCGCGGAAGGCGAUGCGCGACCGCGGAGUGCGCAAGGAGACGGGGCUGAGCUGGAUGGAGGCGGGGGGGCGGGUGCACACGUUCGUGUCGGGCGACCGGUCGCACCCGAGGAGCGAGGAGAUCUACGGGGUUUUGGAGGAGGUGGAGGAGAGGAUGGAGAGGAUGGGGUACGAGGCGGACACGAGCCAGGUGCUGAGGGACGUGGGAGGGGAGGAGAAGCGGCGGGCGAUCAGGUACCACAGCGAGCGGCUGGCGAUCGGGCUGGGGUUGCUGAUGGUGCCGGAAGGGAGGCCGAUCAGGGUGAUGAAGAAUCUGAGGGUGUGCGUGGAUUGUCACACGGCGAUCAAGUAUCUGACGAGGUGCACCGGACGGACGGUGGUGCUGAGGGACAAUAAUCGGUUUCACCGGUUUCAGGAUGGGGUGUGCUCCUGUGGGGACUAUUGGUAAAAUAUAAGGGGUCGUUUUAGCUGUUGACCCCUGACCAUCUAGAAAUCAUACGGCAAAUAGUCCGAAGUCCUCUGCGAUCGGGUCAUGGGAACGGAAAAUAUGAUUGGUGUGGUGUAUGGAUGACGUGGGGCACCUUUUGUGUAGGGUAUAAUUUCUCCUAAUUCUCCUAUUAUUUAUUGUUCAUUACUCAUUUUGUUUCUUCCUUAUUUAUUUUAUUUAUUAGAGCUUCACCGAUGAGAAUGUCACGGUACUUUCUUCUUUAUGAAUUUCUAAGAAGAUUUUGGAAAAUGACAUACAUGAUUCAUUUGU